This is a messenger RNA of Gongylonema pulchrum, 1050 nucleotides long. The record is from the annotation of a GenBank genome assembly. NCBI's taxonomy places the organism in Eukaryota, Metazoa, Nematoda, Chromadorea, Rhabditida, Gongylonematidae.
AUGCCGCUCUUCAGAAAGGAUAAGGAUAAAAGACAAUCCGAGCGACGCGCUAACAUCCGGGAGCGCUACGAUUUCAAGGACGUCCUGGGUACCGGUGCUUUCUCGAAGGUGUUUUUGGCGGAGGAGAAGUCGGAGCCUGGAUUGCUCGUGGCAAUCAAAUGUAUCGACAAGAAAGCCCUGAAAGGCAAAGAGGAAUCGCUGGAGAAUGAAAUCAAAGUGCUACGCAAGCUGCGGCAUUCAAAUAUUGUACAGUUAUACGAUACAUAUGAUGAAAAGCAGUAUGUGUACCUCGUCAUGGAGCUUGUCACCGGUGGCGAAUUGUUCGACAGAAUCGGAUCGUUUACAGAACGUGAUGCAUCGGUACUAAUGCGCCAGGUGCUCGAGGCGGUGGCAUUUAUGCACGAAAAUGGAGUCGUCCACAGGGAUCUGAAGCCGGAGAAUUUAUUGUAUUAUGAUCAGAAAGAAGAUUCGAAAAUAAUGAUUUCUGAUUUUGGUCUUUCAAAAACCGAAGAAUCAGGUGUUAUGGCAACAGCAUGCGGUACUCCCGGAUAUGUGCUACAACAGAAACCGUAUGGCAAAGCGGUGGACGUGUGGUCGAUUGGCGUGAUCACUUACAUACUGCUGUGCGGCUACCCGCCAUUCUACGAUGAGAACGAUGCGAAUCUAUUUGCUCAAAUAAUUCGCGGUGAAUACGAAUUUGACUCCCCGUACUGGGAUGAGAUCUCUGAUUCAGCGAAGGAUUUCAUAUCACAUCUGAUGUGCUGCGAUCCGGAACAAAGAUUCACCUGCCAACAGGCAUUAACCCAUCCCUGGAUUAGCGGUGAUACGGCUCGUACAAAAGAUAUUCACUGUCUGGUGGCGCCACAUCUGAAGAAGAGCCUUGCGAAGCGAAACUGGAAGAAAGCAUUCAAUGCAACGGCAGCCAUUCGGCAGCUACAAAUGCUUCGACUUUCUGCAAUAUCCCAGACUGCGUCCACGUCUACGUCCAACGCCGAUGAUGAUACUCAUCGGCCAAAUAGCCUUCAUGAUAACCACUGGGUUGAUUCAUAA